Molecule: messenger RNA, 639 nt
Organism: Microthlaspi erraticum
Lineage: Eukaryota; Viridiplantae; Streptophyta; Magnoliopsida; Brassicales; Brassicaceae
Source: the annotation of a GenBank genome assembly
AUGCUUUUGAGGUAUGAAGACGGAUCCACAACGAAUUUUGAGCUUGAAUCUAUGCUGAAGGAGCGGGAUGUGAUGUUGGAUCAGAUCAAGGAGACUUUGGUAUUUGCUCAGGAGAGAAUGAAGAAUAACGCCGAUAAACAUAGACGGGAACUUUCUUUUGUGCCAGGUGAUAAAGUCUUCUUGAAGUUACGUCCUUAUCGCCAACAAUCCGUGGCCAAGAGGCUUUACCAGAAGAUGGCAGCCCGUUAUUAUGGACCGUUUGAAGUAUUGGAGAAGAUUGGAGAAGUGGCGUAUCGUUUGCAGCUACCUAAUGACUCCAAAAUACAUCCGGUGUUUCAUGUUUCUCAAUUGAAACCGGUGUUGGGGUCGGGACAUCAGGUUUCUGCACUUCCGGCAUCGUUUGCGACGAGUCUGACUUUGGUCAUUGAACCGGAGGAGAUAGUCAAGACUCGUUACAAUGCUGCAGGACGUUUGGAAGGUUUAGUGAAGUGGAAGGGCUUACCUUCCCAUGAACAAUCUUUGGUGCUUGCGUCCGAGCUUCUCAACGAAUUUCCAGAACUUGAGGACAAGCUUCUCAUUGGCGAGGGGGGUAUCGUUAGGACGCUAAACCGGUACGUCAGAAGAAAGGAGAGGAUAUAA